Molecule: messenger RNA, 3552 nt
Organism: Effrenium voratum
Lineage: Eukaryota; Dinophyceae; Suessiales; Symbiodiniaceae
Source: the annotation of a GenBank genome assembly
CAAAAUGUCAUUUAGCGUCGGCGCCAUGCCAUGAUGGAUGGGCCGCCGGUGGUGGUGGUGGGCCUUGGCGGGGUCGGCAGUCACUGCGCCCACGCGUUGGUGCGCAGCGGGGUCCGACGCCUGCGGCUGGUGGACUUCGAUCGGGUGUCGCUGAGCUCGCUGAACCGCCACGCGGCGGCGCUGCGCCGGGAUGUGGGGCUGCCCAAGGUGAGCGUGUGUGCGGCCUACUUCGCCUCGAUUUCCGCGGGCUCAGAAUCCGACUUCGACCCCCGGGAUUCGAUGUUCACCGCAGAGGCGGCGGAGGAGCUGUUGCUUGGUGAAGAAAGGCCGCGGCUGGUAGUGGACUGCAUCGACGAUGUGAAGACCAAGUUGGAGUUGCUGGCCUUCUGUGCGGCAGAGAAGUUACCGGUGGUGAGCGCCCUGGGCAGCGGAGCGAAGGACGACCCCACCAAGAUCUGCGUGGCGCAGGGUUUGCGUGACAUCGACAACGACCCCCUGGCCACCAAGCUGCGCAAGGGCGCGGCGGCUCAGGGCCUGGACUUGGAUGGAAUCUUCUUUGUGUACAGCUCGCAGAAGGUCCAGCGUGCGCUGCUUCCGCUCAGCGACGAGCAGCGCGCCAACCCAGAGGAGUUCGGCAGCGUCGCCAACUUCCGGCUGCGGGUCAUCCCAGUGCUGGGAACCCAGCCGGCGGCUGCUGGCAUGGCCAUCGCCGCGCAGGUGCUGAACCUGCUGAACGGAUUGGAGGAUUUUGAGGCGCAGCCCACGCCGGCACCGCGCCGCAACUUGAUCGACAAGCUCUUGGACAGCUUCAAGCGCGAGGAGCUCAAGCGCGGGGGCCGCGCGUGCCUCACAGACGUGACCCCGGCGGAGGCCAGCUUCAUGGUGCACGAAGUUUGGCUCGGGCGCAGCGCCCUGGACCCCUCGCUGGACGCUUUUGCCGCCACGGGCAUUCGCUUCACGCUGACCCGCUGGGACCAAAAUUCCCCGCCGCGGGCGGGGAAUCUGAUUUUGGCCACGGCGCAGGAGGCGGAGAAGCACCGGACGCCCGAGGAUGCGCCGCCGGAGGUCCGCGCACGCGUGGAGGCGGCGCUACGCAGGGCCGAGCGGGCGCUGGCGCGGCCGCUGCUUCUGGCGACCGCGGAUCGUGCCGAAACGGCGGCGUCGGCCGCUGCGGCCGGGCGGUGCCAAUCCGCGGCGCGGACAGAGGGGCGGUUGUGGCCGCAGAGGUGUGAGACGGUCUGGGACGCAGAGGAGGCAGCAUUGGUGCAGGAGCAACUCUCAAGGAGUGCCGCCUUUCUUGGCAAGGGGCAGGAGAAGCUGCAGGGCGCCUUCGUGGUCAUCGUGGGCCUGGGUGCUGUGGGCAGUUCCGCUGCCAUCCUUUUGGCGCGCGCGGGGGUGGGCCAUUUGCGGCUGGUUGACGGCUCGCCGGUGCGAAGGAUGGACGGCCAUGCGCUGGCCAAGGCGACGGAUGUGGGACGGCACAAGGUGGAGGUCUGCAAGGAGGUGAUGCUUGCAGUCCUCCCACACCUGGACAUCGAGGCGGUGCCUUCGCAUCUCACCGAGGGUCGGGAGGACGAGUGCCUGGCGCCGAGAGACGGAGACUGCGAGACGAUGAUCCUGGACUGCGUGGGCGGCUUUCGCAGUAAGGAACUCAUCAUGAGGUACGCGCUGGCACGGCAUGUGCGGGUGGUGUCCGUUUGCACGACCGCGGCGCCGUGCCCGGCGGACCCCUCGCGUGUGGCGGUGGCUCCGCUGGGAGAGGUCUGGGCGUGGCCGGCGUGCGCUGAGCUUCGGGGCAGGCUGGCACAGGAGGAUCCAGAGGCCUUCAAGGACAUCGAAGUGGUCCACUCGCAGGAGCCCGCCCUGUGGGCCAAGCCGAGCUGCACCUCGGCCCUUUCGCACCGCUUGCAGCUGGGCGCUACUGCUGCGGCGGCCGUGAUGCUGCGGCUCACGGGGACUCAAGUGGCCCACCAGGCGGACCCAUGCGGCAUGAACUUCUGGAAGAAGCUCCGCAACAGCCUGGAGCGCUCCGAAUCGGGAGAUACGCUGCCGGAUCUCCACGCCGUGGGCUGCGUGGCGGACUAUCUCUGGCGUGCGAGGAGCGCCUUGAGCGGGCAGAUGGGUGCCAAGCAUUCGGACAUGGCCAUGGUGCGCUGGGACCGGUCCAAGCCGGUGGACCUGGCGAACUUGGUGCUGUUGACUGCCGAGGAGGCCCAACUGCACUUGGCAGACACGAAGCGCACCGGGUCGCUGCCGCCGGAAGUUUUGGAUGGCAGGGACGUGGAGGAUUGCCCUUGGCGUCGCACGCAUGGGAUCCUCCAGAAGCUCCGCGCGCAUCUGGAGGCCAGCGAUCGCGGCCGUGUGGAGGCUGAGCCAUUCCUGGAGUCGCGGGCCACGCAGGCGGCGGUGGCGAUGGAAGGCAAGGGGGAGAUGGACAAGGCUCCCCAGCAGGCGCGCUCUGGCUUCCUGGGCCUAGUGGGGGAGACGCCGCUGGUGGAGCUGCGGUGCUUGUCGCAGUCCACCGGGCGCAAGAUCCUGGGGAAGGCUGAGUUUCUGAGCCCAGGGGGCUGCCAAAAGGAUCGCGUGGCGCGGCAGAUCCUGGAGGAGGCGGUGGCCGGUGGCGCUUUAAACCCCGGCGCCACGGUGGUGGAGGGCACUUCGGGCAGCACGGGGAUCUCGCUGAGCCUGGCCGCGGCGGCGCUGGGCUUCAAGGUGCACGUGGUGAUGCCGGACGACCAAGCCAAGGAGAAGGCCGAGCAGCUGCGGCGUUUCGGUGCCACCGUGCAGAUGGUGCGCCCAGUGAGCAUCUCCAGCCCCGAGCAUUAUGUGAAUGUGGCGAGGCGGCACGCGCAGGCGCUGAAUGCAGAAAAGGGUCCUGGCGCAGCGCUCUUCGCGGAUCAGUUCGAGAAUCCCGCAAACUUCCGGGCUCACUACGAGGGCACUGGUCCGGAGCUGUGGCGCCAAUGCGAAGCCCACGGAGAGAAUCCGCGCCUGGACGCCUUCGUGAUGAGCGCGGGCACUGGGGGCACUUUGGCGGGGGUGGGCCGCUAUUUGAAGGAGCGGUCGCCCAACACGAAGGUGGUCUUGGCAGAUGUGCCGGGCUCCGCGUUGUACUUCAAGGUGGCCAAAGGUGUCCUGUAUGCGCCGGAGCAGGAGGAGCGCUCCAUCCGGCGGCACCGCCAGGACACCAUCGCGGAGGGCAUCGGCAACGACCGGCUCACUGCAAACCUGGCGCUGGGCCUGGAGGAGCACUCGGGCUUCUGCGCUGUGGACGGUGCCGUGCAGGUCUCGGACCAGGAGGCACUGCAAAUGUCGCAGCACCUGCUGGCCCACGAGGGCCUCUUCCUGGGCAGCUCCGCGGCGGUGAACUGCGUGGCCGCAGUGAAGGUGGCUCGAGAACUGCCCCGGGGCAGCAUAGUGGCGACGGUGCUGUGCGACAGCGGAAACCGCCACCUCACCAAGUUCCACAACCCCGCGGCAUGGGCCGAGUAUGGCCUGAGCCCGCCACGGCCCCACGAAGCGCUGGACCUGUCCUUCGUACAAAAGUCCUAG